Epinephelus lanceolatus (giant grouper) is the source of this 9338-nucleotide messenger RNA. RefSeq names its product mitogen-activated protein kinase kinase kinase 21 (gene map3k21). The record is from RefSeq and is a predicted model, not a curated record. Gene Ontology annotation, biological process: protein phosphorylation. Gene Ontology annotation, molecular function: JUN kinase kinase kinase activity; protein binding; ATP binding. Lineage: Eukaryota; Metazoa; Chordata; Actinopteri; Perciformes; Serranidae.
UCCGACUUCGUCUGGCGACAACGUCGAUGGGGGGGUUGUUUUGAUUAAAGUUGACGGAUUUUUUUUCUCCACGUUUCUGUUCCCGCACUGUUGAGUUCCGGGACGUUUUGACGUACUUUCUGAGUGUUCACACCGUCUGCUUUUCUUCCUGCUCCCGGAGGAGAAACUAACUUGGGAAUAACCGAUCUUUAAGUUGAGAGGAGCAACUUUUCCAACUGCCUUACUAGUCAACGGGCUGACCUAUGCUAAGCUAACCCCGCUAGCCAAUGCUGUUGAAAUCCCUGUUUAAAGUCCACAAACGAGCAAGAGGACUUUACAUGUCGGGGUACGGUCACUAGACGGUAUUUACCGACUACUUUCCAUGAGAAAGCUGCCGCUCGGAGCUUCACUUUACCCGGUCUGAGUUGACUGUGCAGGUGCACCUCUUGCGGCACCUGCGAAAACUUGGUAACUUAGCUCCAUCGUUGGAAAGCUAACUUUAGCUUGUCGCAUUAGCAUUAAACAGAAGCAGAUACUAUAGUGUGGAGCUACUCUUCUCUCAUGGCAGAGAUUGUUUGAGGUUUAAGACAUGAGUUGUUAGUUUCAACGUGUAUAUUGCUGUUUAACCGUCAGCCGUUAAAGUGGUGACAUUAGCUAAGGCUAACCGUUGCUAGCAAGUUGUGACCCUCAUUCACUUUUACCGGAGUGGCGACGUGGAUACAGGGCUGUGGACGCUGUCUUUCCCACAGGACUUUGGACACGGUUUCUUCCUGCCCCGGGCUGCGCAGGGUAUGCCCCUCUCUUAUCAGCAGCUAGUGUAGAUGUGACAGCAUGCGGAUUUCUCAAAGUUACAUUUCACCGUUUUAAAGUUUUCGUUUUGUCCUAAAAGCUCUGCACCCUAUGGUGCCGCUACGGCCACCGAGAAAUGGAUGUCUCGCAGGCCGCUUUCCCAAACGGUGAAGGGCGGCCGGGCGGCGGUGGGACAGGGGAGCAUGCCUGGACAGAUGCCCCCACGGUUCGGGCGUGGGCUCACUCCGCCCCGCUGUGCCCGACCCGGUCCCUGUGGACAGCUGCGUAUGACUACGAGGCAAGCGGCGAGGACGAGCUCAGCCUCAGACGCGGGGACGUGGUGGAGGUGCUGUCCAAAGACGCAGCGAUCUCCGGGGACGAGGGAUGGUGGACGGGCAAAAUCAACCACCGGGUCGGGAUUUUCCCCUCCAACUAUGUCACCUACCAGCCCGCUAUUUACCGUCUCCCUGCAACGAGUGUCUCCGUUGGGGCACGAGAGCAAGUCCCGAGCACGCCUGUCCAGAUCCCCUUCAGUGAACUGGUACUAGAGGAGAUCAUAGGCGUGGGUGGAUUUGGCAAAGUUUACCGAGGCACAUGGAAAGAUCAGGAGGUCGCCGUGAAGGCGGCUCGGCAGGACCCAGAUGAGGACAUAACAGCCACCGCCAGCAGUGUUAAACAAGAAGCGAAACUUUUCUCCAUGCUGCAGCACCCCAACAUUAUUAAGCUGGAGGGAGUGUGUUUGAAGGAGCCCAACCUGUGCCUGGUCAUGGAGUAUGCCCGAGGCGGGACACUGAACCGGGCGUUGACCGGAAGGCGCAUCCCUCCACACAUCCUGGUCAACUGGGCCGUGCAGAUUGCACGCGGGAUGCUGUACCUACACGAGGAGGCCGUGGUACCCAUUAUCCAUCGUGACCUGAAGUCUAGCAACAUUUUAUUACUUGAAAAGAUUGAGAAUGACGACAUCGGGAGGAAGACCUUGAAGAUCACAGAUUUCGGCUUGGCCAGGGAGUGGCACAAAACCACGAAAAUGUCAGCUGCAGGCACCUACUCCUGGAUGGCCCCCGAGGUCAUCAAGUCGUCUCUCUUCUCCAAAGGCAGUGACGUCUGGAGCUAUGGUGUCUUGCUGUGGGAGUUGUUAACGGGGGAGGUGCCUUAUCGUGGGAUAGACGGCCUGGCUGUUGCUUACGGUGUGGCAGUCAACAAGUUAACUCUACCAAUCCCCUCCACUUGCCCCGAACCCUUCGCCAAGCUCAUGGAAGAGUGUUGGGACCAGGACCCCCAUGUGCGUCCCUCCUUCUCCUGCAUCCUGGAGCAGCUGUCGGCCAUCGAGGAGGCAGUGAUGGCCACCAUGCCCCAGGACUCCUUCCACAGCAUGCAGGACGACUGGCGCGUGGAGAUCCAGGAGAUGUUUGACGAGCUCAGGACCAAAGAGAAGGAGCUGCGUUCCAGAGAAGAGGAGCUGACGCGGGCCGCCCUCCAGCAAAAGUCUCAGGAGGAGCUGCUGAAGCGUCGGGAGCAGCAGCUGGCAGAGCGGGAGAUCAACGUGCUGGAGAGAGAGCUCAACAUCCUCAUUUUCCAGCUCAACAAAGACAAGCCCAACGUGAAGAAGAGGAAAGGCAAAUUCAAACGUUCCCGCCUCAAACUGAAAGAUGGAAACCGUAUCAGCCUGCCGUCAGACUUCCAGCAUAAGAUCACCGUGCAGGCGUCACCUUCUAUGGACAAGCGGCGAAGCCUUCACAGCACCAGCUCCUCUCCUCCCAGCAGCCCCACACUCAUCCCCCGGCUACGAGCCAUUCAGCUUACUCAAGAUGAGAGCAACCGAACGUGGGGCCGCAGCACCCUCUUCAGGCCAGAGGAGUUUGAUGACGUGAAAAAGGGAAUCAAGAAGAAAGGAAGAACCUGGGGCCCCAGUUCAGUCCAGAGCAAAGAGAGGCCUGCUGCUGCUGAGAGAGUGCGUCCCCUGUCAGAUGGUAGUAACCCCUGGUCCACCAGCCUGGUCAAGUCCCAGAAGUCUGUCCCCCUCGCUGCCCUGUUUGCUGAACAAGCGGGGGGCGGUAAGGACGAGGCAUUCUCCCAGGAAUGUCCCGACAGCAGCUCCAAGCCAAAGCAGCUCAAGUUCCCCAACCAGGUGUACAUCGAUCUACCUCUGUGGAGGGACGAGCAGCAGCCUCAGAGCCCCGGUGGGCAUUGUGGGUCGGCAGAUGCUGGGGUCGGGGCGGCAGGUCAGGGUGCCCCACCAGAGACCCCAGACGACCCCUACACCACCACAUCCACCUCAUCCACCUCCACCACCCCACAGCUGACCCCCACUAACAGCCUGAAGCGGACGUCAGCUCGCCGCAAGACUGACUCUGUGCUGUACGGCUGCGGCUCACUGCUGGCUUCAGUUGUGCUCGGUUAUGACAUUAGGGAGGCUCUCAAAAACUCUGGGGAAGAUUGCGAGCCCCCGCGCGAGGAGAAAGAGAAGAAGAAGAAGGAAGGCCUGUUUCAGCGAGCGACCCGGUUCCGCCGCAGCACCUCACCACCCAGUGGUCGCUCCCGCAAAGACGAGGCAUCAUCAAAUCACACCGCCACCCAGCCUGUCAAUCUCAUCUCCAUGUCCGCCAUCAUGGAAUGCAACUCCACCAAGUGCCUCUUACAGUCUGAGGCGGAGGUGUCACAGUCCAGCCCGGGGAAGGCUGAGCUGGUGACUGCCAAUCAUCACGCAGACUCAUCCAGACCGGGCCUGGCAGCUUCUACAGAAGGCCAGAGUAACAGGACUGCAGCUAACACACAGACACCAGUGCAAACCCAAAGCCAGCCACCAGAGCAGAGCAACCACAACACUGGAACACGUCUACGCAGAAAGAAAUAUACCACCAGCCACAAUACCAAUGGCCCACCUGCUCUGCCUCCUCCAGCCACACAGAAGAAGCAGGAUAAAGAGAAGGACGGAGCAUCAGAGAAGCCUUCCAGUGGCGAGGCCUUCUCCAGACCACGGCCAGUGUCGUUCCGGGCCAGACCUCACGCCUGGGCCCUGCUGCGGGGACGCAACAAGAGCUACUCCCUGGGCCACUACUCUGGAGAGAAGACAGCACAAAACCUAAGCAUGGUGCUGACGUCAGAGGGCUGCUCGCUGCUGGACAUGGACACAGAGGGACAGAAACGGGACUGCACUGUGCCGCUCUGCCGCAUUCAGAGCUCCCCGGGACGGACCUCCGUUUUCGAGCUGGAGAAAGAGUUCCUCUCGUAGGAGCCCUGGAAAGUGAUCUGCUGUGGUCAUAGUUCAUCCCGUACAAUCUAGUGUUUCAGAACAUACAGACAGAAUUUUUGGCCUAAAACUCCUGGAGGGUUUAGAACCAGGCUGCCUUUUUUCUCCUCCAUUUUAUAAAACGUUCUGUAACAUAGAACCCCGCUUUGUCUUAGCUCUAGGACAUAGGGAUCUCAGUGUUCUAGAGUGUAGCCAAGUCUGAGACUUCUCAAAGACAUCUGUGUCACAGGAGGUCUAGAACAUGCACCCACUCAGUUUGAGAACAGUCUAACACGUUGCGUUAUGUUUUUUCACCCUUCCCAUGUCCUGCCUACUGUCACCCUACUGCACUGUGAUUGGCUAGUACUUGUUACCUCAACGUGAUGCUCUAGUGUAGGACAGUUUUCCUCUUGGUUACAUUUGCCUUGCUGUCAUUGUUGCUGUAAAAGCUGCAAAUGGCUAAAAAUCUGAUUAACCAAAUUGAAGAAAAUCAAAGGGUUAGAGAACUCUUUAAGACAGUUGGUCUCAGUCUUUUUUGGGCCCUAUCAGUUUUCCAGGUCCCCUUCUGCACCAUUAGUUGAAAUGUAGGUUAAUUGUCCUCCUUCAAUAUUAAUAUUAUGUCAUUAAAAAAGCAUGUCAUUAAAUGCCAAAAACAGAUUUGAUUGAACUGGACAGCUGGAAUGUCAUUAACAUUAGUUUCCCAAGGAACUAAAAAGCCACGUCAAUAGAAGUCAUACAGUAUUUAUGAGUGUUAAACAAAUGCAACAGUAAGAAAGUUGAUAUUUAAACUUUAACAGCAUCUCGUUAUUGAUCACAAACAGCAGCCAGACAGUGAGCGGCCAAACUAGAAGUAUUCUUAUUAAUUGUUCCGAUUGAAAACAAGGGCAGCCUACUAAGGAAAAGGUCUGAGGUCGCUUGGAAAAAAGCAGUAAAUGGACUUGCACUUGUAUCACCCCUUUCCAGUCUCGCAACCACUCAGAGUGCUUUCUACACUACGCGUCACCUUUGUACAAAGGUGGCUGAGGAUACUGAAAGAGGUGCCACAUGCUACACAGCUUUAACACACUCACACGCCGAUGGAACAGCCAUCAGGAGCGAUGUGGGGCUCAAUAUCUUGCUCAAGGAUACUUUGACAUGUGGACUGGAGGAACCACAGCUGCCCCAGUAGGCUAGUCAGUAAGCUAGCUUCCGUUGACGGCCUAUUUAUUGUAACCUUCAAAGGAAAUAAGCUAAAUUGCUUAAAAAGCCAGUGUAAACCCUGUGCUUAGUGAUCCUCAGCCAGUUUCUUCACUGCAGGUUGCACAGAAGUUUCAGCCGUAGAAUUGUUGUAGAUUUUACAAAGAGCAUGAGGAGCCAGCUGUACAGGCCGCCGACCUGUAGAUGAGGCUUCUUGCUAUGCAAAAAAACUGAGGCAGGCACAGCUGCAGUGUCUCAGCCAAGUCCCUCUCUCUUUUUCUUUCUAAGAAAUACUAUUGCUCACGGUUUUCCAGCGCACCACAUUCAGAAGUAGAAUAGCUUUCUGCUGUAAUGCAUUAAAAGAAUUGAGAUAUGCUCUUUGACAGAGGCACGCGCCUGAAGCAUUAGAGCUCUGAUCAGGCCCAAAAAAUCUGGCCCAACCCUAACUUUCAAACCAUGGCAGUAGUUUUGGGCCAGAGCCCAAUUAAAAAGCCGACUUUCCCCUAAUUUUCUAAGGGCUGAUGUGUCUCCUGGCAUCCCUUCUCCUACUUCUCCGUUUCUUCAAGAACGUUGUCAGCUCUGCUGGCGUCUUGUGCACACAACAGGUUCUGCGGAGCGGGCUGCACCCCUCCGUGUGUCUCCCUCUUGCAGUGUGCACAGCGCCCCAUGGUGAUGCCAUGCACAGAUGACAAUCACUGCUCUGCUGCAUGUUACACACAUCUCUUCUCUCCACUGUAUUGCUCCAUGUUUAGUCACAUUACCUCUCCCUAGAAAUCUGCACUCAUAGCACAGUAGGGCGGGACUUUGGCCAUGCUCACAGCUAGCAUCCACUCAGAAGGACAUGUUGAGGUUAUGAGUACCACCCAAUCACAGCACAGUGUGGCAGGACCAGGCAGAACACUGGCAGCAGAAUAAUAACGCAUACACACUGCCUUGUCUCUUGAACACACACACAGUUCUGAAACCUGAGCAGAACGUUCUGGAUCAGCAGCUCCUCCUCUGAUCCCUCGGUGCUCGACUGUCGCCUUUGUUCGCUCACCUCUGUCUCUCCCUUUUGUUACCUUCUUCCUUUCUCGUUCUGUCGGUGCAGCUCAACGUUGACCGCUGCUGCAGCUUUCGCAACACAAUACCCUCACCUUUUUAUUUAUAUAUAUAUUUUUAUAGGUAAUUUAAUAUGAAGAGACUUGACCUUACCGUAGCGACCAGCAGGACAUACAUUCCAUGUCAGUUUCAAAGUUGUGCGAUCACGCUUUUAGGUUUUUGUGACUUGAGAAUCAUGCAUGCAUGUACCCUUAAAAUGUUGAACAAAAAAAAAAUGGUUAUGCCUUGUUUGUAAAUAUGUCUUUUUAUCCCAUUCUCAGCCUAAUGCUGGCAGUUGUUUUGUAUUACAUAUAUGCUGUUUUAUGACUGUUUUAAAAGUCAGUGAUGCUGCAGUAUCGUCUGUGUUCUGGGGACAGGUUACACACUGGAUCGUAGCAGGGAUGCAAGUAUGUCUCCUCCCAAAAUGCCCUGAAGAUUUUAGAGAUGCAGGUAGAAAAACACUGGAAGUCCUACGAAGCAAACGUGAAAUCUUUUCACUCAAAACUUGGAUAAAUUUUAAACGGCCACUGUGGUCAUGUGUUGCUAAUAUGGAUUUUUCUAAGAGUAUUUAUAGAAACGGUUGUUUUUUUUGUUUGUUUAUUAUUUCCUGUACUCAGCACACUGCAGCAGAGCGGGGGAACACUUCAGUCACGAAUGUUCGUGUCAGGAAAACCUGCCAUAAAUUAUGAAUAUAAUCUAAUCCCCCCUGAUGAUGGCUGAUUGGCUGAACAUAAUGACACAGCAGAUUUCAGAUUCAAGUAUUUCUACACAGCCCGGGAGUGACCACGCCACCAAAUAGCAAUACUGUAAACCAGACUGUGAUGUAAUACUGUAAACCAGACAAACUGUGCCUUCUGACGCAUUGACGUUUCUCUGUAUGUCAAAUUCAUGUCUUCAUUUUUACUAUCAUGUGAGCACAGUAUUGCAAUUUAGGCAAACAAAUGACAGGGUUCCCACGAUCAUGAAAUUCCUAAAUUAGAGAAACUGUUUUCAAGGCCUGGAAAUAAUUCAGAGAUAACAAAAUGUUUUGGCAAAGUUUUGAAUAUACAAUUUUUUGGCUAUUGUUUAAAGUAUGUUUAGAAAAUUCCCAUCUUAACAUUCUGUAGAAUUUGUUCCGUAUAAUACUUAUUUAUAUCUAGUGCUGUGACUGUUGAAACAUCACUAAUAUCAAUUGAUAUACACUGGCGUAUGCAGUAGGGUUACACUAUAUGAGGAAAACAUGCAGUCACGUUGUUGAAUAUCACGAUAACAAUAUUACAUUACUAAUAUUACGAUUACAAUAUUGCCACAGUAUUACUUACUAAGAAUAUUACGUUAAUAAACUGAUAUUAAAGUGUACCAGGUUUUUUAUAUAUAACAUAUUAAACAUUGAAGCGAGCAAAAAAAAGCACCGAUUUAAAAAAAAAAAAAAAAAGGACGAUGGUUUCAUUUUUAAGUGUAGUUUGCUACUGAUCCUCUUUGAAGUAGCUCCAAAAAAAAAUUCCUUAGUGCAAUAUUGCAGUCUCUCGUGCAAGUUGACAUCCAAAUGACAAUAAAAAGAUAUAUUGUGAAGCCGUUGUAUGCAGCUAGAUGGCAGCAACGUCUAACAAGUGAGUUACGUUCGCAGUGCUAGCAGUUUGCUUAUUCCCAAAUGCCUUCUUGAAGUGCAUGUUUAAUAAUUUGUCGUCCUUGAAUGACUAGGCUCAAGAGAGAGGCAGACCCUAACUGCACUGGAUGUGGGCUCUGCAACAAAAUGUUUGACGUUAGCAACAUGGGGAAGCAGCCUAUUUUAAAAUACUUAAAUAAGGUCAUAAAAGUGGGGUAAAAUACUAUGAAAAGUUUUUCAAAUGAAUUGGUAAAAAUGAGUGGGAACCCUGAAAUGUUAUGUUUAAUUAAGUCACGUUUUUGGUUUUGUUUUUUUUCUUUUUGUCCACUUUUUAUGUAGCAUCAAGCAAACAGUGUCAGCAUGUCGUCAAAUCUCUAUCUAAUCAAGCUCAGGAAGGUCUGGAGACAUUAAGGACAGAUUUUUGGCUAAAGAGACUGAAGACAGUUUCAUUAUCAGACUCUAAAUGAUUAACAAAGUGUUUGUUAUCCUGAUUUGUUCAGCAGGUUUUUCUCUGGGCUUCUGAGCUUGACAGUGUGGAGGUUUGACUGUGUAUCUAGUCCCUUGGUCACUCCUGGGCUCUCUAACUCCUGUGUUACUGUUGACUGAUUAUAUCCCCCCUUUCUUCCCCGCUGUCUUACUUCAGUCUGUUUUUGAGAACAUUAGAAAACAUGUCCCCCUGUUGAAGGACAAAACAAGGGCUCAUCUACAGCGAGAUCUGAAUUCCCAUAUGGUGUAAAUAUAAUUGUGAUUCCUGAUGUGUAUAUCACUGCGGCAUCUUAUGAUGAUUUAGAAUGUGAAGUUUCCCAUGAUCUGUGUUUUAUGACCACUGACUGUCAAAGCAACACUGUAAAGGCCUUACUAAUCACCUAGCUGUUAAAGGGGCAGUUUACAAGCCAAGAUAUCACUGGAUUUACCCUUUGCUAUGAAUUAAGGGUUCAAUCUGUAAAUACCACAAUGCACUGGUGCUCUAUGUUCCCUUAAAAAUAUUUUAUUUCAGUUUGAAGCUGCGGUUUGUCGUCCGGUUCAUGACUCGACGUGUAAACAUUCCACUACAUUUGACAAACUGCAGCAUGAAUAUUUGUGAUACCGGUUAUCAAUAAGGUGCAUUCAGGCUUCUGGCUAAGGGACCAAAUUCACCUCGACCAGCACUAAAGGCCUCUCUGUCUUCAGGACCAAAACCACUAAAUGAACUAGCUGCUAGUGAGGAGUUCUUACAAAGAAAACGACUUGGUACGAAAACUACACAAAACGACCUCAGAGGCGCAGCGCUGUCGCUGAAAGACCCGCCAGCUUCUGAUCAAUUAACGAGACUUCCUGUUAAAUGCAACACUUCCUUUAAGUCACUGAACGUCUCUGUCACGCUGAAACGUGUCAGAUUAGCUUUGAGUUCAUCUGUUUCAGUGAACUUCUUUUGUUAUCAUUACAGUAUUGGUUAUUUCACGCCUGAUUGAUCAAGAGUAUCAAGUUUUAUCAACAUUUUGAAUAAAGUCUAAAUCAAGA